GACGUUGAGGAACAUUUGAAAUGAUGCACAGAGGGCCUGUGUAAGUGGCAUGAGCACCAAAGACCUCCCGGCCCUCCUCCCGCUGGCAUCCGCUGCCGCAACUGUGACCGGAUCAGCCGCGUCUCCGCGGAUCAUGUGAUCGCGGGUGUCUCGUGACCCGGAGGGAGCGGACCUGCGAGAUGGUGUGUAGCCGGUGGUUGGUGCUCUUGUUCCUCGGCUCGGUUGCUGCCCUGAGUCCCCGAGAGACGCCGUCCCGAGAACUGAAAGAACUGGGCGGACUCUGGAGUUUCCGAGCCGAUCGGUCCUCGGGCCGGAACCAGGGAUUCGAGGAGAAAUGGUACCAGCGACCCCUGAGAGAGACAGGGCCAGUGAUCGACAUGCCUGUUCCAGCAAGUUACAAUGACAUCACACAGGAUCCCAGGUUAAGGAACUUCAUUGGCUGGGUUUGGUAUGAAAAAGAGGUUUGGGUUCCUCGAUGUUGGACUUCUGAUGCUGGGAAGAGGGUGGUACUCUAUGUUGGUAGUGCCAAUUACUUCUCUGUGGUUUGGGUGAACGGUAUUCAGGUUACCUUUCAUGAAGGUGGCCACCUUCCUUUUGAAGCUGACGUCACUAAAAUUAUGCAGAGUGCUGCAUCUCAGUAUAGAAUCACUAUAGCAGUAAACAACACACUUACUCCUUAUACUUUACCACCAGGGAAGAUUCAACACAUGUCAGAUACAAAAAGGUAUCCGCCUGGUUAUUUUGUGCAGAUCGUCCAAUUUGAUUUCUUCAAUUAUGCUGGGAUUCAUCGGCCUGUUCUGUUGUAUACUACACCUAGUGUCUACAUCGAUGACAUAACAGUUAUAACAGACAUCCAGGAUGAUACAGGAAUUAUAAAUUACCAACUGUCUGUUAGUGGAAGCGCACAUUUCUCAUUGACAGUGAAACUGUAUGAUCAGCGAGGACAGGUUGUUGCCUCUGCCACUGAUGUACCUUCAGCUGGCCAAUUCAAAUUGCAUAAUCCUAACCUAUGGUGGCCGCACCUUAUGCAUGAGAAUCCUGCAUACCUGUAUAGCCUUGAGGUGUAUAUGAAGAGUGAAAAUGGUGGCAUUUUGUAUGAAGAUUUUUAUACAUUACCAGUAGGAAUUCGCAAAGUCGAAGUUACCAAGACCCAGUUCCUUAUUAAUGGCAAGCCAUUCUAUUUCCAUGGAGUGAAUAAGCAUGACGAUUCUGAUAUUCGAGGGAAAGGACUUGACUGGCCAUUGAUUAUCAAGGACUUUAACCUUCUUCGAUGGCUGGGAGCAAAUUCAUUUCGUACAAGCCAUUAUCCCUAUGCAGAAGAAAUCAUGGAUUUAUGUGACAAAUAUGGGAUUGUGGUCAUAGAUGAGUGUCCAGGCGUGGGCAUCAGAAAUCCGGUGAGCUUUGGAAAUAAGUCCCUUACUCAUCAUUUAGCUGUAAUGAAAGAGCUGGUACACAGAGACAAAAACAGGCCAUCAGUGGUAAUGUGGUCUGUAGCUAAUGAACCAGCAUCUGGACUACCACCAGCAGAAUAUUACUUCAAGACUUUAAUUUCAUCAACAAAAGCUAUGGAUCCAACCAGGCCUGUUACUUUUAUAACAGACACUAGCUAUGAGGCCGACAAAGCUGUCCAAUACACAGAUGUUAUUUGUGUGAACAGCUAUCUUUCCUGGUACCAUGAUUCAGGCCAUCUGGAGAUCAUUCCAUUGCAACUUACCGAUCAGUUUGAGAAUUGGUAUAAAAAAUACCAGAAACCAAUUAUUCAGAGUGAAUAUGGAGCAGGUGCACUUCCGGAACUGCAUAGUGAUCCUCCUGUAAUGUUCACUGAAGAGUAUCAGCAAGCUUUAAUGCAGGAAUAUUUUAAAAUAUUUGAUGCAAAAAGGAAGGACUACUUAAUUGGAGAACUAAUUUGGAAUUUUGCCGACUUCAUGACUGACGAAAGCAUAAUACGUGUGGCUGGGAACAGGAAAGGGAUCUUCACUCGUCAGCGGCAACCUAAAACAGCAGCUUUCAUUCUUCGGGAUCGCUACUGGAAACUGGCAAAUGAAACCAGAUACAUUUCUCCAAGGUUCUGUCAAAACGAAGACCAUAACAUCUGUCAAAGGGAUGAAAAAAACUUUUGCACAGCCAAGUCAUAAUUUCAUCAACUCUAUUCCCCUGCAAAAUAGAUUGCUGUCUUCUGUACACUGGUUGAUCAUCCAAGUUGGUGCAGUCUUCCACUGAUUCUAUUAUGGUUAUUAUUCUAUUAUCGACUUUGUAAGUGUACCCACAAUAACAUGAAUCUUAGGGUUGUAUACGUGACAUA
Molecule: messenger RNA, 2302 nt
Organism: Mobula hypostoma (lesser devil ray)
Lineage: Eukaryota; Metazoa; Chordata; Chondrichthyes; Myliobatiformes; Myliobatidae
Gene: gusb
Product: glucuronidase, beta
Exons: 14
Coding region: 180-2135 (651 amino acids)
Biological process (GO): glucuronoside catabolic process; carbohydrate metabolic process
Molecular function (GO): beta-glucuronidase activity; carbohydrate binding
Source: RefSeq, a predicted model, not a curated record